Molecule: messenger RNA, 881 nt
Organism: Daucus carota subsp. sativus
Lineage: Eukaryota; Viridiplantae; Streptophyta; Magnoliopsida; Apiales; Apiaceae
Exons: 2
Coding region: 71-652 (193 amino acids)
Source: RefSeq, a predicted model, not a curated record
UGUAUCAUAUCAAUUACCAACACAUUCAUACAUUUAUCAAAUCUCGAACUUCACUACUCUUAUUCAUAAAAUGGCAAAAUUGGCAAUGAUCGUUUUCUUUGUUUUUUCUGUUUUGCUCAAUGGAGCUCUAGGUGAGGUUAUCUGCAACGAAUUGCCUAAUGAGAUGUGUUCAUUCUCUGUCUCGUCUGCUGGAAAGCGAUGUUUGUUAGAGACUUCCGCUGUGAUGAACGAUGAGACGGUGAAAUUUGAAUGCAAGAGCUCAGAGGUGGUUGUGGAAAAUCUUGCAAACUGGAUUGAGAGUGAUGAAUGUGUGUCUUCGUGUGGAGUUGAUAGACGUUCUGUUGGGAUUUCGUCUGAUUCACUGAUGGAGCCACGUUUCACUGCCAAGCUUUGCUCAUCAGCUUGCAGCCAGAACUGUGCAAAUAUUGUAGACCUCUACAACAAUCUAGCUCUCGCUGAAGGAGUCGUUUUGGCUGAUCUAUGUAAGGUGCAACAAAGCAUGCCACGACGUGCAAUGAGUCAGCUUCUGAGUUCUGGUUCAGCUGCUGGUCCGAUAUCCGCUGCUCAGGCUCCUCUGUCUGCUGCUCAGGCUUCUCUGUCUGCUGCACAAGGUCCAUCGGCUUCAGUUGCUUGUGCCCCUGCUGACAUAUAAUCAGAAGGCUCACAGCAGUCACUUCAUUUCUGUCUAUUGUUAAAUAUUUUACUUGACACAAACUUUGAUUUGUAGAAGAAUACUUUGUUCCUGUGUUGUGCACAUAGAAAAAUGUUGGGGGAAGGAAGAUUGUUGUAAUAGCAAGUUAUUGAUCACUGUAAAAUUAUCUGCAUUUGAGAUGGUUUACUAAUACCCAGUUUUAAAGUCUGUUAUCUUCUCCCAUUAUAAA